GGUGUUUCCUCCUUUCUCGCGCGGCGUCCGUCCGUGUCCGGUUCUUCUUCGAUCCUGUUUCCCUUUUUACGCUCCUCUGCCACACGAACCGAAAGAAUCGGGUUCGCGCAAGCCUUCGUCGUGCGUUUUCUGCCUGAGUAAAAGGAGAAACAUCCAUGCAAAGCACCGCGCGCCAAAGUCACUCGGCUCCCGUUCUUCCCUCUUUUUCGUGAGCGUCCCAGCGCGCAGCCAAAAGACAAGCCCCCGCGAACUGUCCAUUGUAUCCUUUCCCUUUUCUGUGUUUUUUUUCGCACGAUAUCGGCCUCGGUUUUCCUUUGUGCCUGCGAGGGUGCACAAAACCCCGGCCUCGCAGGUGUGCAACCUUCUGCGCGGUUAUCGCACAGAAUGAAGUUGCUCUUUUUUUGACACGUUUCUCCCGACCUUUCCUGCCCAAUUCUUCCUUUUCCUGCCUUUUCGGCGCUGGACUGGGACAAGACUGCAAAGGCGCGCGAGCUACGGGUGUGUGCGUUCUGUGCUCCACGUGAGGUGCGUUCUGUUUAUGCUCCGUGGAAGCGGCCUACAUUCUGCGUUGUCCAGUUUCUGUAGUCCUUGUGGCGGAGAAUCCUUGCUUUUUCUCACGCAGCCAGAUCUGUGCACAGGCAAAAAACUGGGCUUCGCUCGCGAGGCAGCUCGGUGCGGCUGGUCGUGGGUUUCCCCGGUGGAUCGCAAUGUAUGAUAGGUCUCUUUUCUUCUCACUUUUUGAGGCGUCACAAAAUGGCGGGUCGCGCGAGCGUCGUCGUCUCCCUGCUUUUCUCCGCUUCGCUGUGGUCUCUUCUCUCCCGCGUCGAUGGAGCGCCUGCGAAUCUAUCCCCCGCGGCGCACCGGGCUGUCCCUGCGGUCAUUUCUGAGCACCCGUUCGGCACAAGCCCCGUCCAUAUGGCGACGUCCGCGUCAGGUUUCCGCGAAUUCGUCGCGCAACAUCUGACGGCGGGGGACGUCGUCAUCGUCCUGUUUUUCUCGCGGCACUGUCCGCACUGCAUCCGCUUCAAGGUUACCUACCGCCGCCUGGCAGACCGGCUCGGCCAGCGCGUCAAGACCGAGAAGAACGGCGCCUUCUUCGCAGCCGUCGACGCGGGCGCCGCACAAGUCACUGACCAGGAGGACUCCAUCUGGGACAUUCUGCGGGAGUUUCGUGUCUCCUUCAUCCCCGACGUCCGCCUCCUGGUGCCUCUGCACCGAGUUAGGAGCGCGGCGGAUGAGGACGGCGCGGAACUAAAGAACGAAAGUCCAGGAACCGCCAAGGAACUCGGCCCUGACUACGGCUCCCUCGCGGCGUGGACCCUUCAAGUCAGCCACCAUGAAAUGUCCGAAGACGGCAUCGAUACGCUUCUUCGCACGUACAUUGAAACCACUGGACUCGACAAGCUCGAGGAAAACGACGAACAAUUCUCAGAAAAAAGACGUUCUCGUCAGGAGAUUUUGGAGAGCAACUUGAAGCUGCUGGAGGCGGUGUGUCCAACGACAGAGUUUCCCCCCGCUCCUGUUGGGUCUCCUGUUCCAGCUCUGUGUCGCGGGGGCGAACGGUGGUCGCCAGAUGCUGAAAGGGUGAGUGGCGAGACGCCUGGAAACCGUCUGCACGACGCCCUCGCCGUCUUUUUGCAUGUGCUGAGGAGGUGGAUCGUGGCGUCCGACUCGAGUCUGCAUCUGUCGCUGGAGAAGGAACUCGCGCUUGCCCGUUUCCUCGAACUCGCGCUGUACGCGUUGCCGGGGAAGGCCAUCAAGGGCGCUAUCUUCCGACUGCUGCUGCACCUCCGGACCCUCGGUUCUGGUCUUCAGCCGCUGCCUCAAAGCUUGUUGUCUCGCGAGGAGUUCCACGCUGCAUUGGAGAAAGCCAGCCGGAUGGGCGAGGCGGGGGCAGACGAAAACGCUGCAGCUGAGACAGCGUCGACGGCUUGGACUGUGACUUCGAAGCCGCCCUCAGAGCCGCAGUCCGAAGUCGAGGGAGAACUCCCCUUUGUGUCUCUCCUGCGUAAAGACAACUGGGAGAAACGGCUGACCGACUUCAAGGUCGCGGACGUAUCGGGCGCAGACGCGUUCCCGGGAGCGCAGCAGCCUGCGAUGCGGCACUGCUCCACCGUUCUGUGCGGCGUGUGGACCUUGUUCCACGUCAUCGCUGAAGGCUUGCAGACGCAGUUUCAGCGGAAAGUUCGUCUCGCCCGCGAACGAGGUGCUCCGCUCCCCCAGGCCCAUGAGACUCAGAGACAAACCGACAAGAGCGAGACGGAGCACGCAGACCGCGAACGGCAGACAGAGAUGUACUUGCUGUCUCAAGCUAGCGAAGAGGAGCAGACGCGAGCGGAGCAAGCAAGGAGCGGGAGAAUCGACUUGAAGUUUCUAGGCCCCUACGACAGUUUGACCGUGUUUGCGACUCAAAAGUACAAGGAACUGCUGCGCCAGGAAGAGCACGAACAUCUUCACAGACAAGACAGAGACACACCCAACUUGCGCGGGGAGUCUAGACGCGAGACCGACGUCUCGUUCAUGAUCGAGGCUCUAGAGGAGACAUUCGGUCCUGUGAAAAACAAGCAAGCUCUCAGCGCUCUGGAGGAGGAGUUGCUCGUGGAGGAGCGACGGUCGAUUCUCCCCGCGAAUGUUGCGAUGGCGUCGCUCCGGGAUUGGCUUUUCUCCUUCUUCAUGUGCGUCGCAUGUCGCACGCAUUUUCUCCAGUGUUUCGAGCAAGGAUUUUACGGCCGCGAGCAAGUUACGCCGCCGACCGCUGUGAAGCAGGAGAGCCUGGCGGCGCUGGCGCAGAAGCGAAUGGAGUUUCAGGGUGGUCUUUCUUCCUUCGUCGAGAAGCUGGGAGAAAAGUCGAACUCCUCCCCCUCCGCGGUUGCUUCUGUUGUCGCUGCGCGCCUGGCGGCAGGCGGCUCCCUUUCAGACGCAGAGCGCGAGAUGCUGCUGUCGCAUUUGCCAGCGAGUCUGUGGCUGUCAGGGGAGUUUUUCCGCGUGAGAGACCCUCUGGAUGUUGCUGAGGAAGAAGAGAAUCUGAGGAACUUUGCGCUGUGGCUGUGGCGACUCCACAACGCCGUAACAGUGAGAACAGCAGCGGAGGCGAUCGUCGAGGUACUGGUCGAUGAGACCCUGGACGUCUCGAGUGUGUCGAGGGCGCAGCCCAGCAACGCGACUCCCGGCUUCUCCGCAACUGGCGAGCCUCUGGGGAUCGGUGAAAUGGCCAAGCGUGGACUGGGAAGUGCGUACUUUCUGCAUACAGAUCCGCGGUGGCCUCCUGCUCAAGUUGCGUCCUGUCUGCGUGAAGAUGCUGCGCCUUUCGAACUGGGUUUCGACUUCGUGGCGGCUCGCGGCGCGACGGACGCGGUGCACUUGUGCGAAAAUGUGGACUUCUCUGGAGACUUCGACUUGGAAAAAAUUCGCCAGUGGCUCCGAAAAACCUACUGGGGCUCGACUUGGGGGGAGACGGCCAGCGACGUAGACGAGGGGGCCGUGAGCAAGGCCAGGCUUCAGUCUCCAGGUUCCUCGCGCAGGGAUGUAGAGGCCGACGACCAGUAACUCGAGGGUGUGUUUUUCUGUGUCGCUCCUCGCGAAAAGCAAAGAAACUGCGCGAGAGAAGAGAAGAAGGAGCAAGAAAGCGAGCGAGAAUAGGGCGAGGGAGGGUCGUCGGUGAUUCAGCGACAAAGUGGCAACACACGAGCGAGAAAAGCGACAGCUUCGGAGUGAAUGGCCGAGCAAAAAGGCACUUGUCUCUUGAACACUGGAGCGGCAGCUCCCUCGAAAAUGAAAUGGUUUCAUUGGGGAUAUGCACGGUCUUUUGUGACGACGUUUGAAGAUGCGAGAUUGCUGCAACUUCGAGUUCAGGGGCAGCGGCGACAGGAAGCGUAGGCAGCGGGUGUGAAGCCCGUCAGGUUUUCCAGAUAAACACAUCUGGAAGAAAAAACCUCUCAAAGUGGGGUGGAUGUCUGCGCUCGUUCUCGCGAAAAAAGAACUGCUGCGAAAGGCUCUUCAGAUUCCGAACCAGACUGGCUCUCGAACGGAGGCCGCAGGCGUCUUCAAGCGCCAACUGGUCGUCACCGGAGAAGGAACAGAACAGAGGGAAGGACGCUGGUGCAUGUGGGUGACGAGAGAGAACGACAGAAUGUAGAGCGAGAGGAAGGCGCGAGCUGCAGCCGCGCUCAAGACUGUUGCGGCUGCGCGCGCGCGAGUGCAUGUAGGCCGUGCAUCGGCGUAGGUUUUGUGUUUUCAAAUCGGUGUCGCACAUCUCUAUUUCUUGUGUACAGGCGUAGUUGUGUAGAGUAGAGAAGCUGUAUUUUUAGGUACCCACGUACCAGAAACUCUGUGAAGGGGCCUGCUUCUUCCCUGUGUCACUGACACGCCUGAGGCGCGCUCCUCAGAGGGAUUCUUCCUGCCUUCAGGCUUUUUUUUGUCAGAUAGAGCGAGAGCAAUGACGAGUGCGUCUGUUCUGCGCACCGGAGAACCGUGUAGGAACCGCAUGUGGCUAUAUGCAUCGUUGUCGAUCGCUCCGAGUUUCUAACGGCAGGUGUGGAGGCCUUGUGCUGCCGAUAUUUGCCGCUUUUUCACGAGGGUCAACGUCCAGAGUCGGCCGCGAAAGAGACGACGUAGUUUUACGCAAGUGUGUCGCCGGAAACGGAACGACUGAGGUUCAUCUCUCCAUUUAGAGCUACAUUCAUCUGCGUGUGCAUCUCUGAGUUUCUCUGUAUAUACAUGUAAAUGUGCGCAUAAGCAUGCAUGGAGGUGGAUAUACCUGGGCAAGGGAGUGUUAGAGGCAAAGGCGGAAUGCUCUCCUAGCAGUGUAGAUCUCCGUGUGUGUAUUUGUGUUUCUCUGUAGUUCAGUUUCGCGUCGUUUCGGUUGUGCACGCGCAGUAUACAGUCACGGUUGUGUUUGCAAAGCAUGGGAUCCCAGUUGCAGGACAGGAGGCAACAAAGAUUAUUUCCGUUGCAUGCGUUUAUUUGCCUCGAGCGGCCCACGCCUUGAACAGAAGAAACAGGUGUGCCCUCAUGUCCUAAAACUGCGUCAUCUGCGUUUGGAAUGCACGGAAAAGGUUGUGUGUCCCGAAGGGUUUCCUUUUCAACGGGAGCCAAUGUUUGCGGCGCUUUAUGCUAUUCUACGCAAAAAGGGUGUGCUUGUAAAAACUGUGUAGACACCUGUGGGGAAUCAAGAAACUCGAGACCGUUGGAAUUUAUACAGAUCCAAAGAGUUCCUUAAGG
Toxoplasma gondii ME49 is the source of this 5220-nucleotide messenger RNA. RefSeq lists its product as hypothetical. Gene Ontology annotation, molecular function: protein disulfide isomerase activity; flavin-dependent sulfhydryl oxidase activity. NCBI's taxonomy places the organism in Eukaryota, Apicomplexa, Conoidasida, Eucoccidiorida, Sarcocystidae. Bases 712 to 3546 code for a protein of 944 amino acids. Gene Ontology annotation, biological process: protein folding. The record is from RefSeq and is a predicted model, not a curated record. The transcript has 3 exons. Gene Ontology annotation, cellular component: Golgi membrane.